GUAUUUUCCCCAGAAGGUGAAUGAAGACACUCAACCUUGGCUGAUUCCUCUCUCCCAAGUCGUUUCCAUGCUUCCACUCUGGUGAGGCUCUCCAGAUCUAGUCUGCAAAGUCAGCUAGGAAGCACCACUGUAAAAAUGACUGAAGAGCUUGUAAAGGAGAUGCCAGGAGCCCCCAAAUCAUCCAUGCCUGGGACAAUGGAGAAAAACCCCAAGAGUGAAGUCAUAGUCACCACGGUCCCCCUGGUCAGUGAGGUCCAGCUGAUGGCUGCCACAGGGGGUACAGAGCUUUCCUGCUACCGCUGCAUCAUCCCAUUUGCUGUGGUGGUCUUCAUCGCUGGGAUCGUGGUCACUGCAGUGGCUUACAGCUUCAAUUCCCAUGGCUCCAUUAUCUCUAUCUUUGGCCUGGUCCUUCUGUCAUCUGCACUUUUUUUAUUAGCCUCCAGUGCCUUGUGUUGGAAGGUGAGACAGAGGAGCAAGAAAGCCAAGAGACGGGAGAGUCAGACAGUUCUCGUGGCAAAUCAGAGAAGCUUGUUUGCUUAAGACUGAAACGAGACCAAAUGGGAUAUGUUGCCUGAAGAACCUGUUCUAACUUGGUCAGCCAAUUCAUCCAGAACCAAUGUGGGAGGGAAUGGGCUUGGCUUGGAGAAGACUAGAAAAAUGGGAGUAGGUUGAAGGUGGGGGGGUCAAAGGGGUCCUCCUUUGUGACAAAUGACCUUUUUAAAUAUUUUCUUUGUGAAUGUCUUCUAUAAUGACAAACUUAAUCCUAAGUGCUAAUUCAAAGACAGAGCUUUCACUUUAAGUUAAUCAUUGCAGGGUGUGUGGGGGUGCCCAGUCUUAGACGUUUGGUUCACCUUGGGCAGUAGCCAAGAAAUGAGAAAAUAGUAAGAUAGUGACAUUGAGCCCCCUCCCCCAAAUAAACCACAUUGUUUGAGAAGUUGUUAUAAAAACAUUCUGCGGAAGGUCUGCAUUGCCUUGGAAUUUGCAUAUGUCUAGAAAAUUCUGUGGUA
This is a messenger RNA of Castor canadensis (American beaver), 1007 nucleotides long. It is a transcript of the gene Tmem100, whose product is annotated as transmembrane protein 100. NCBI's taxonomy places the organism in Eukaryota, Metazoa, Chordata, Mammalia, Rodentia, Castoridae. Gene Ontology annotation, cellular component: plasma membrane. Gene Ontology annotation, biological process: cellular response to BMP stimulus. The record is from RefSeq and is a predicted model, not a curated record.